AUUGAUCAAAGACCAUCCUCCUUCCUUUUGUCUUUUCUUCAGUUUGUUAACUUCUCCAAAAGCCGCGUGGACUUCGCGCGAGUCGCUCAAACGUUUCGGCAGACCUCUGUUUCACUUCGUGGAAUUUAGUCGCAUCCGGUCAGACCCAGUCCACGGAGAAGAGGAGACCUUUCGCCUUGUUUUCUUAGGAUUCUUGUUUCAUGGAGACUCUGUGGGAAUCGUUUAUGUUCAUCAACGCAGCGAGGUCUGGAGUCAUUUCAAUGCACUAUCAAAGCAAAGUGACCAUAUGAUGAGCAGCCAGUCCAUUCAGAGCCAUGUGGAGCCAUUGUUUGGAGGGAAGAUGCCAUUGGCUGACAGGACUAUAUCGUCAAAACCUAAAACCAUGUCAGAUUUAAGGAGUAAGCAGACUUUGCAGUAUAGUGAGGCCUGUUUCCCUUGUGACCGGAGAGAAAAGGAAGUAGCAGGGUUCACUCCUCCUUGGACCAACUUAAAGGCCCCUCUGCUCGAUGUCAGAAAUCCUGUGAGUCACCUCUCUGGCAUGGGAGGACAAAACCACAUCAUUUACAGGCAAGACAGCAGUUCUUCAGAUGAAGGUCAUUCUAGCUCUCUGCAUCAUGCUGCAGUAAAACAGGGUUUCACAUUAUACACUAAUAGCCCUGGGAUGAGCAGUCCUGCAGCUGCUACAUCAGUGUCUGGCAGAAAACACAAAAAUGGAGGCGAGAGUUUAUCGCCUCCAUCUGAAAAGACUGUCUACUUAGCAAUUCCUAAGCCAGUUUAUGGACUAAACCCUUGCUGUAGAGAUUUGGGUUGUGUGAUAGGACAUCGGUAUGGUGUGGAACAUGGCUCUGCGAGGAUACCAAGUGCUGUAUAUGAGCAUGAGUGGCUGCAAAAUGAUGCACGCUACACUGAAAGAGGAAAAGCACAAGAUGCUCUGCUACAGCAGAGAGGUUUACAGUUUGAGUCCAGUGCAGAAGCAUUGAAGAGGAUAUCAGUGGGGACAUACAGCCCGGGAAGAGCGAGGACUUUUCCUGCUGUGAUCGAUCCAAACUACACCUACCCCUUCACCCUGCCGCACACACUGUUUGGCUCUUUAAGAGAGCAGAGCCAGCGUUUACAGACUUCUCCCAGAGGCUACCCCAGCUUCUACCCCUCCCACCCUACAUAUGAGCAUAUGACCUCAGAGGUUUAUCAGGAACAUUCUCCCAUGUCCAAAUAUGGCCGUCUAACACAGCACCCGAUGUUUUACUACCCCCAGGCAAAUGUGGAGGUAGAAAACAGGACACAGUGUAAAGAUAUUUGCAGUAAGCAGAGAGAAGAUGUCCCUGUUAUUCUUAAAAACUCCAUCUCCAACCACAGAGAGCAUUACAUGGUGCCCCAGUUGCUUCACGGUGAAAUUCCUCGGCCUUUGUCUGAGGAAACUUUGCAUAAUCAUUCCUUCAUGCGAGGUUCUGACCAUCAAGCUUUUGCACCUCCUGGAUUACACUCAAAUUCAGCCCAGAUAAGGGAGCUCUUGAGCUCUGGCCGCAUUAAUGUUUCCCCAAAAAAACCAUACGUAUAUCAUCCAGGAACUUCCGCAGCCAACCUACAUAAGGAUAAACUCAGCACGGGCCUACCACAAACCCAUUCACCAUUCCGUCAUGUGGAUCAAACCAGUCCUCCCAGGCGCACAAGCCAACCCGGCAUCUCGCCAUCCAGUGUUCCAGUUAAUAGAUUUAUCCCCCCACUUACAAGCCUGCACUUACAUCGCCCCAUCCUUCCACCGACAGCCUUAAACUCUGACAAACUUCGGGACCAUUCCUCCUUUGAAUCUCAGGUUACGUGUCCAAGGCAGGCCAGAGGAAUUCCUGUUCCCCCAGGGGUGUGGCUGCCCCAGUCUCCCCCUCACAGCUCAGGUCGAAUCCACACACCAUUACCAGGUAGUGUACAAGUCCCAAAAAUAAUUUACUCCCCAGCAGUUACUCCAGGAAAGAAAGAAAAACACCCCAUGCCCAGCCCAAGCUCUGCUGUUCAAAAAGGAUGCCUAAAGAGAAGUUUUUCUCACUCAUCUUCUCCUGCCAAAAUAAAAGAAGAGGAUAGGGAAUUAUGUGAGGUGGAACUCUUGAAAAAGAGACAAAAGAUGAAAAUGGAGAACUUACGGGAAAAAAAUGAAAAUGACCCUCCUCUCAUGCCGGUUAUUGACAAUGUCUUCAGUCUGGCAUCUUACCAAGCAUACCUGCAGGCCCCUGGACUGUUAUUUCCCGGCAGAGUCUCUCAGCGUAUCCCACAGCAGUCUGAGCACCGGGAGGUCAAAUGCAGGCCAGACAUCAAAGAGAAAAAGCCAAGUCAGGAUGAACAGCAGCCUGCUGUCUGUCUAGUUUCCAAAGAAGCCCGUGCAGAUUCUCAAAAAGGGAGCGUAGAAACAUUUGAACUUAAAACCAUCAAAGUGGAAAAAGUAGAUCCAUCAGACACAGACAACUCUGCAGAAGCUUGUGUCAGUCCAAGAGACUGCAGGCAUGUAACAAUUAAGAAAGAGCCAGAAGAUGCUGGUUCAUCCAACAGGGAGGCUAUGUUGGUGAUUAAGAAAGUCAAUCCUGAUAAACUUGAAGGAAAACCCUCACUGGAGGAGCAAAAAGAGACCUCUGAUGAAUCCAGUCAGAGUGAAGCAACUGCACAGAUAAAGACAUCUGAUCAGAGGGAUGCAUCAAAAAUGCAGGAACAGGUGGUCACCAUUCAGCCUACACCCAACACUUCACCUCAGCUCGAAAAUGGAGACAAAUUCAAAAACAUUCCUCCCCAGUGUCUGAAACUUUCCAAUUACAAAAUCGUUUUCCACAGUACAAACCAUUCUAGCCCUGUUCUGCCUCCACAAAAGUUAGCCGUACAACCAAUUUCUGAAUUUGUACCAAAAUCUGAGCCCCAAACACCUGUCCGCAAGCACUUCUUUGAGAUGCACCAGUCUCUCUGCAAGCUCAUAUCCAGAUCAGUGCUGGCUUCUUCAAUGCAGGACCUCAAAGCCUGGUUGUCUCAGCUGGACCUGAGCAGACCAGUGUCUCCUCCUACAAAAGUCAAAAAGGUGUCCUGUUUGUUUGGGGAAAAGGCCAGAGAGACCUGGCUUAAUGACGACAUAAAGCUGGCCCUGCAUAAACUCCUGGAGAGGCUGGGGGAGUACAUGGCUCAGGAACGCUGUCCCUUUCCUCACGUCAUGCGGACGGGUGCCGUGUUCCUCCCCAUGCUGGUGGUGAAGGAGCUGCUGUUUCCAACGGUACAGGGCAGCUUCAUUGACCAGGUUCUGCAGGAGCACAAAGUGGAGUUGCGUCCCACCACGCUGUCAGAAGAGAAAAUCCUGAUCCAGCUUCACAAAAGAGCCUGUUCAUCCAGGCUCAGGAGACUGAUGUCACUCAAACACCUACCUGACAUCUACGCCGACGUGGUCAGCCUGAUGUACUACACUUGUGUCUGUAAACACCUAGAAUCAUCCUCACCUGAUGGCCAAAAGAAAGUACAGGAUUAGAUCUGGCCAAUCCUGCCAACAGAGACAAAGAUGAAGAAACUAUCAGCUGCACGACUCCGGUGUUAUCAGACAUCAUGGCGUCACCAGCCUCACCCACAGAGUUGCAGAGACACCCAAAUGACCAAGAAGUGAAUAGAAAAGGCAGGGUGAAGACCAGCUCGAGGCGCAUGUUCCUUGACAGCAGUCUGUCAGAUGAGGAGGAGGCAGAUAGCACAGAAAAGACUGUGAGGGGAGGGGACUUCAAUCCAGCUGCAGAGCUGGAAUCCUCAGUAAGCAUAAUAAGCACAUCUUCUAAGAAUUCAUGGAUGUGCCCAUUAACCUUGGAUGAACUUUCCUCGUGUCCAAGUGAUGCUGAAAUAGAUGAUUCCUCCAUUCCUGAUACUCAGUACUCUCCACCAGCUAAAUCUGUGGUCAGAUCCAAAAGAUAUUCAGGCAUGAUUCUCAAACUGAGACGGACGUUUAGCAAAGAUCUAAACAGAAAAGCGGCCAGCUACCAGGCCAUCUCAGACUCAGGGACACUUGUUGAUCCUACCCAAACUGAUGAUAUGAACAGCGAGAUGGAGCUUCACCGACAGACUCCUAAGAAGUGGCAGAGAACAGGAAAAUUCUGCCAUGCCUUAAGACCCCUCAGCUCUUCUAAAAGGAAACGCAGCCCACUCUUAAAGAUCAAAUAUUGCCCGUACCUGUCUGCCUGCCACAGCGCUGAACACAGGAGGCGAUGGGUGCUGCGCUCAGCAGUUCAGAGGGCGCACAGGGCCAUGAAGUUCUACUACCCAGACCUGGUGGGAAAAAGGAUUCGCCAUCUGUAUGAAGAAGAUGACAAAUCAGAAGUGUGGUACAGAGGUGAGGUGCUGCGUAUCCAUGAGGCCCACACCAACCCUCUGAAGACAAUAUUUGAGGUGAGGUACGAUAGUGAGCCAGAAUGGAAGUACUACCUGGAGCUGCUGAUAGACUAUAAAAAAGGCUGGCUCAAAAUCGAGGAUAAGUCUCCCCAUGUGAACAUCUAGGCAUUUGUUUUUGGUUACAGCACCGUAUUUGUCGGUUAAUCCUGUUUCACUUGGCAAUGACAGCCCAAAACAUCUUUCUUGCCUCCUUAGGAAUGAAGUCAGACUGGAUGUGUUUUUGUGUUGAGGUCACGUUCUCCGUCACCUGAGAGCUAUGAGGUGCAGUUAAGGGAACGACUUGAGUCAACAUGCAGCAUCCUGUAGAUAAUUUCUAGUUAAGGCCUUAUCAUCUUUGACAUAUCAAACAAUGGCAUUUCUAGUGUUUGCAGUUAUUAAAUUGUGCUUAUGUAAGGGAAUGUCAUCUUUUUUUAUUCAAAUUUUAGAAAUUUUUAAAAGUUAUGGAAACCCUAAGCAGACAUGCAUCUGCAUAUUUUAUCUGCUCCAUUUUACAGUGAUAAUGAGUGACUUCCUGAUGUUUUCUCAAAAUUUCAACAGAUAAGAUAGAUAGGAUGAAAUAGCCUUAUUAGUGAUGGUCAUAGCGGCAGAUACAUGUGGUUGUUUUUCUGGAAUGGCCUUUGUGUAUUUAAAGUGUUAAUGAGUUUUGUUUUUUUUUACCAUGUUUUGCUGCUUAAGAUCUUUGUUGGUGCAUUUGUGAAUUUUUUUUGUGGCUGCUAUCUUGACAAGGUUUCUCCUUUUCAAAGGAAUUUUAAUUCUUAGUAAGACUUUCAGGUAAAACAACAGUACAUUAAACAAAGGGUAAAGAAGCCAUUGGUUUUGUGGUCUGGUCUGUAGCAGCUGCCAGCCUGUUGUUUGGUUUUUAUGGCUUAUUUAAUUUAAUUUAAUUUAAUAAGACAGAAUUUCUCAGAUGCCAGUCAGAUACAUCAUCCUGAAUGUACUCCACCUCAUUCUGACGUCUGACUUCUGAGAUAAAAUGGAACGCAGCAUUAGACCACAGGGAAAUGAUCAUGACAUUUGACGAUGAGAAUUUCAUCUGAUAAGUUUGGAAAAUCAGAGAUGUUAUCAUGCAGUUAAAAGAAAAACAACUAAUCAAGAAAACAGAAUAGAAAAAGAUCUUGAGAAAACAACAAGGAAUAAUUCAUAAGUAUGAAUUGAAUUGAAUUGAAUUGAAUUUUGCAAAUAUAGACUGUAUAUGAACACAGGCGUAGACUAAAUCAUUGGUUCCCAACAGGUCUUUGGACCCACCACAGGUUCCGUAAUGACACGUCAUGACCCAGAUUCUUGGUUUAUUUAUUUAUUUUUAUAAAGAAAUUGUGAUGUUUCUGAAAAAGUCUCAUAGAAUAUUUCUGAAAAUUUCUGGAAAAAAUACCAAAUAAAAUUCCAAAAUCUUUGAGAAAUUUUGCCAAAUUUAUUUGACAUUUUCAAGAAAGAUUGUUAAAAGUUUCUGGGAAAAGUUCUGAAUGUCCCUUGUCCCAUGUGAAAUUUUCUUAACUUUACAGGAGAAAGCUCAGAGGAGAGUACCUAAAGUUUCUGGGGAAAUGCCCCAAGACUUCUAGGAAGAACAAAUCCUAGGAAGACCUUAACUUUUAUUGGAAAAUUACCUUAAAAAUCAUUGAGAAAAAUGUCCUAAAAGUUUGAGAAAAUUCUUCUAAAAAAUUGGCAAAUCAGUUUUUAUUUUCAUCCUGCUGUCAAAAACUUGGAACAAAGCACUUAAAAGACUCUCAGACAAAUUUGUGACCCACUGAAAACAGCACCCUGACACACUUUUGGGUCACGGCCCACCAGUUGAGGACUACUGGUCUAAAUUAGACUAUAUUGGAAAUGCUGUCUCCAACAAGCUUUUGGCUUACCUAGUAAGAGGAGGUAAAGCUGAGGCGGACCUUAAGCCUACUGACAAACUGCUACAAUGCACCUGCCUGUAAGUCAGAUCAGCUGCACCACUUACUAUGAAUUACUCUUGUCCAAGUAGAUUGUUUUUCUUUAUUUUUGGAUUGAGUGUGCAUGUGACCUCCAAGGCUUUGGCAUCCACCCUCAAGUGGACACUGGUGGAAUUGCAGUUUUUGCACUUGACGUCAUUACCUUCAUUUUUUUUUUUUUUUUUUGGACAAAGGUUGAUUUUUGGAUGCAUGUCUGUGUAGGGCUUCUGUAAAAACAUCAUAUUUGUCAAACAGUGGGAGUCAUAUGUGUGUUUACAUUAGGUCAUUGCCAGUCGUGGUUGUCUUUAUGGAAAACAAUGACCCUGAUGAUUGUGUUACUGUGUGUAUCAGAUGUUGAGCAGAUAUGUUUGAAGAUCUCUGUGAAGCUGCUUCAAGUUUUUUAAGUCUGAGAUGUUCCUCUGCUGUUGUCAAUCGGUGUGAACUUCUCCAAUUUCAACAUGACCCUUGUUUUUGUAUAAUUUCUUGGCUUGUGUAUAUAAAAGUGUUAAAAUCA
Molecule: messenger RNA, 6822 nt
Organism: Cheilinus undulatus (humphead wrasse)
Lineage: Eukaryota; Metazoa; Chordata; Actinopteri; Labriformes; Labridae
Gene: prmt2ip
Product: chromosome 9 C15orf39 homolog
Exons: 4
Coding region: 287-3490 (1067 amino acids)
Source: RefSeq, a predicted model, not a curated record